GUGCGGGGCAGCGAUAAACAUCCCUGAUAAUCGACUUGUUACACCAAUGACAGACCUCGGGCUGUUAUUAAAAGAGAUACACUUCAAUCUAACCGUUGCAACCUUGCAGAUAAUGGCCAGACUCUGGCAGGUGCCUGGCAGGUGACAUCGCCGGGACGCAACAAGCCGGUUCCCCUGGUAUGUAUUUAAGCAUCGGUGGCGCAAGCCUAUCGCUCCCUCGAAUUUCGCAAGCAACCACCAUGCUUUUCACUGGGGUUUGCAGCAGCAGUUGCUUGAUUUUGGCUCCCAGUUCCACAGGACUCGGCCGGUUACUGACAGUGCCCACUAUUCCUGGAUUUAUCGAGCGCAACGGCACAUUUCGCAUCCGUCAUGUUGAGAGUAUCGUGGUGGACUCACGCUACUCGAACCACGUGGACAAUAAUGGCCAGACAUUGAUUCCUCCGACGCUCCAGGAGUUCGCGUCUACUUUCCAAGAAGAUCUUCGGUCGUCGUUGGGUCUGGAUGUGCCGCUCACUUUCAACAGCAGCAGAGGGCACAACACGAUCUUUCUGACUCUCGCAAACCAUACAGGCUUUCAGGAUGUUGCUGGGCGGUGGACCUCGGAGGGAUAUGCGUUGGAGGUUGACAGCCAUGGAAUCACUAUUGCGGGAGCGAGUCCUCUCGGGGUCUGGUGGGGAUCGCGCUCAGUAAUCCAAGCAGCUGUUCUGGGUGGCCAUGGCCAUGCUCUCCCGCAUGGCUCUGCGGUCGACGCGCCUGGUUGGGCCAGCCGAGGAGUUAUGGUGAGUGAUCUUUCCACGACAAGACCUUGCAAGUGUUUAAAGCUGAUCCUCCAGCUUGACGUCGGUCGCCAUUACUACCCACCUCACUUCCUGGCAGAGAUUUGCUCGUACCUGUCCUUCUUCAAGCAGAACGUGUUCCACUUACAUCUUAGCGACAACCUCUACAAUAACGUUGAUCUAUAUUCAACGCAGGCUAGCAUGGAUCUGUAUGCAUCCUUUCGCCCGUGGUCCGAUGAUCCAGCUCUCGCAGGUCUCAACAAGCGCGCCAAUGAGUCAUAUACGCAAGCCCAGUUUGAUCAGAUUCAGCAGCAGUGUGCUCGUCGGGGUGUCACCAUCAUACCUGAGAUUGAGGCUCCGGGCCACGCUCUAGCAAUCGUUCAAUGGCGACCGGAGCUGGGUCUCAAGGAUCUCAGCAUGCUUAACAUCAGUCAUCCAGACACAAUACCUACCAUGAAAACCAUUUGGAAAACACUCCUUCCCUGGUUUCACAGCAAAACCGUUCACCUCGGAGCGGACGAAUACAACUCUUCCUUGGUAGAUGAUUACACCGGCUUUGUGAAUCAACUGAACGAUUAUAUACAGGCGGAGUCUGGGAAAGCUGUUCGGAUCUGGGGGACCUUCACACCUUCGCAAGGCGCGAAUGUUAGCAAGGAUGUUUCGAUCCAGCACUGGGAAUUCUUUGAGGACAAUCCUUAUCUUGACUACAUUCAGAAUGGAUACAAUGUUCUCAACUCCGACGACGCAUUCUACAUUGUCGGGAAGUGGUCUGGGAGUUAUCCUCAGUACCUGAACAAGACCAGAGUAUUCCAUGGAAACCCCGCUGGAGGCGCAUACGCACCUAACAUUUUCGAUACAAAGAACGCCACGAACAACCCACCCCGUGAUAGCCCGGGUGUGCUAGGGCACAUCGCCGCCCUCUGGAACGACUAUGGUCCCAAUGCUACCACUGUCUCGGAAGCAUAUUAUUCAUGGCGAGAUGUCCUUCCUGCCCUGGGCGACAAACAGUGGGGUGGCGAUCUUCUCGAAGCUGAAUAUAACAGCAUAUUUGACAAACUCCACGCAGCUGUUCCUGGGCAGAAUCUCGAUCGUCGAGUUUCGAGCAAAGGAAAGCGGAUUCUCGAGUACCGAUUCACUCAGAACGACAGUACCAGCGUCAAGGACUUCUCAGGGAACAACUACCACGGCGCUGUCCACGACUGCCAGAUCCGCCACUCUGCCAUCACCUUCUCCGAUAAUUGUUACCUGCAAACGCCGCUCACCAGUAAAGGCAGAGACUACACGCUUUCCUUCUCCGUCAAGCCCACUUCUCAAGUGCCGGGGACGCUUUUCUCUGGCUUUGACUCCACGCUUCUCAACGGCAACGGGUCGAUCAGCAACCUCACCCUGGUCAGCGGUGGUAACGCGUACUCGCUGAACUAUAGUCUCCCGGUCGAUGUCUGGACGGAUGUGAGUCUGGUCGGCAAGGGGAAUCGAACGUUCCUUCGGGUCUCGGAGGCGAAUGGUCAGCAGGCUAGUAUGGAGUUUCUGACGAGGUUGGGUGUGGAUGGGGAUAGUCUGGUGUGGGCGCCUAUUGCGAUCGAGGCGCCUUUGGCUCGGGUCGGGGAGGGAUUCACCGGGUUGAUGAGGAAUAUCUCUCUAUGGGGGGCUUCGAGGUAAUCAUCAUCUUCGUAUAUCGGAAGGGUCAAGUUUUGUGAGACUUUUAGUUGAAAGUUUUGGGGGAUAGAUGAAGUUGAACAGGUCGAGAGACAUGUGGUUGGAUGGAUGACCGUUGAAAGAGACGUCCGCUCCAAUUAACUGAUGGGUGGAAGAGGGAUCAUGUGUGCUUCCCAGGGUCCUCAGAAGGGUCUCGGAAAGAUCGAUGCCAAGUUCACACAGUUUGAGGACGGAUACAAUCCUUUGGGCAUGUUCAUCGUGGCUGGAAGCCCCAAGUAUGUAGUUUCUUUCCGACCAUUUAUGCCACUUUUCAACACAAAGAAGCAAGAAGCAGCCUGGUGUGAAGUCGUUGAAUAGCAUCAAGCACAGGGCGGGCUCUUUCCAAAUCACCUGCGGCUUGC
Messenger RNA from Aspergillus fijiensis CBS 313.89, 2833 nucleotides. RefSeq names its product beta-N-acetylhexosaminidase. Gene Ontology annotation, molecular function: hydrolase activity, hydrolyzing O-glycosyl compounds. The transcript is spliced from 2 exons. Gene Ontology annotation, biological process: carbohydrate metabolic process. The record is from RefSeq and is a predicted model, not a curated record. Bases 240 to 2435 code for a protein of 731 amino acids. Lineage: Eukaryota; Fungi; Ascomycota; Eurotiomycetes; Eurotiales; Aspergillaceae.